AUGUUUUGCAAUUUAUUUUCAAUAGCAUUUGGUGCCUCCUCUAGUAAUACAUCUACCAAAACAGAUGGUGGUCAAUAUUUGAAAACUACUUCUUUAUUAACAUGUAUGGCAAACUCGCAAUUCAGUGCCUCAUACUUUGAUGUCCACUUUUAUCGUCAUAACAAUACAGUCACAUUUAAAGUUGAUGCUACUACCACAAUCAGUGGAAAAGUUAUCGUUCGAGCAGAUGUGAUUGUUUAUGGGUUGAAUGUUAUUCAAAAGACUAUCGAUCUAUGUUCAUUGGGCCAAGUUGCUUUGUGUCCCUUAAGUGCGGGUAGAAUCGAUGUCAGUUCGUCUUAUACUAUUGAUAGUGAUAUUAUCAAACAAAUUCCAGGUGUCGCCUAUACCAUUCCUGAUUUGGACGCACAAGUCCGUGUUGUCGUUUACUCUCAAAAUGACACAACUUACCAAAAUCCCUUGGCUUGUGUUGAAGCUAUAGUUAGUAAUGAUAAGACUGUUCAAACGAAAUAUGCUUCUUGGCCAAUUGCAGCUAUCUCAGGGUUGGGUGUCUUAACCUCAGGGUUUGUAUCUGUUUUGGGGUAUACUUCUACUUCAGCUCAUAUUGCUUCCAAUUCCAUUUCUUUAUUCAUUUAUUUCCAAAACUUAUCAAUCACUGCAAUGAUGGGUGUAGCCCGUGUCCCACCUAUUGCUGCUGCUUGGACUCAAAAUUUCCAAUGGUCAAUGGGUAUUAUUAAUGUGGGAUUCAUGCAAUCAAUAUUCGAUUGGUAUGUUCAAGCAACAAAAGGUACCUCUACAGCAGUUUUAGCAAAUAAAGAUGUUCUUUCCAUUAGUGUUCAAAAGAGAGAAUUUAUUAAUCAGAUGAUUAAGAAAGUGACCCUUGCAUCUUCAAAUGAUUAUACAGUUGGUUCUUCAAUUGCUAAUGAUACUCAUCUUUAUACAACUGAUGAAAGAAAUUCAACAGAUUAUGCUUCAAAAAUUUUAUUAUUACAUGGUAUGGAGCGUGUAGCUUAUAAGGCAAACAUUGAAUUAUCAAAUUUCUUUUUAACUGGGAUUGUAUUCUUUCUGUUUUUCAUUUUCGUUCUCGUGGUUUGUAUGAUUUUCUUCAAAGCUUUAUUAGAAGUAUUAACUCGUGCUCGUAUCAUGUCUGAAACUUCUAAUUUCUUUCUUUAUAGAAAAAAUUGGGGUAGUUUGAUUAAAGGUACUCUAUUCAGAUUGGCCAUUAUUGCCUUCCCUCAAGUAAGUUUAUUAACUAUUUGGGAAUUUACCCAGAUUGAUUCCCCAGCUAUUGUUGUAGAUGCAGUGGUUGUAUUGGUUGUUAUAUCAGGUUUAUUGAUUUAUGGUACUAUUAGAGUUUUGAUUAGAGGUCAAAAGUCAUGGAAAUUAUAUAAAACACCUGCCUAUUUGUUAUACGGUGAUACAAGUUUCUUGAAUAGAUUUGGGUUUUUGUAUGCUCAAUUCAAUGCAGAUAAAUAUUGGUGGUUGAUUCCUUUAUUAUCAUAUGCCUUCUUAAGAUCUUUAUUCGUGGCUGUUUUACAAAACCAAGGUAAAGCUCAAGCUUUAAUUAUUUUUAUUAUUGAAUUGUUUUAUUUCAUAGCUUUAUGUUGGUUUAAACCUUAUUUGGAUAAGCGUACUAAUAUUUUCAAUAUCUUUAUUCAUGUGGUUAAUUUGAUUAAUUCCUUAAUAUUCUUAUUUUUCAGUAAUUUGUUUAAACAACCAGCAAUCGUUUCGUCAGUAUUAGCAGUGGUAUUAUUUGUUUUAAAUGCUGUUGUUGCUUUGUUUUUAUUAAUAUUCACAAUCGUUACGUGUACAUUAGCAUUGAUUCAUAGAAACCCAGAUGCUCGCUACGAACCAAUGAAAGAUGAUCGUGUUUCCUUCAUUCCUAAGAUCCAAACCGGUGCAGAUGGAACUACCGCAACAAAAUCUGAAACUCAAUUAUUUGAUAUGAGAAAAGCUGUUAUGGAAACUAAUGAAAGCGAAAAACUAUUUGAUAGUGAUAAUAAAUCGGAUAAUAUGACUCGUGAGCGCCUAAUCUUUGAUGAUGGUAGUAGUACAAAUUCAUACAACGGUAACAGAGUUAAUUCUUACACCGGAUUUGAUUCUCAACCUUUAGAACCUACUUCAGUGGUAAGAGGAGGCGGAAAUUCAGGUGGUGCCUAUCUAAGUGUGCCAGAUUAUCAACGUACUAACCGUACAAGAUCUGGUAGUAAUCUACAAAAACCUGAAACUAGUUUUUUCAGCAGGUGA
Messenger RNA from Henningerozyma blattae CBS 6284, 2244 nucleotides. Its product is annotated as transient receptor potential ion channel family protein. The record is from RefSeq and is a predicted model, not a curated record. Gene Ontology annotation, biological process: fungal-type cell wall biogenesis; transmembrane transport. The transcript has a single exon. NCBI's taxonomy places the organism in Eukaryota, Fungi, Ascomycota, Saccharomycetes, Saccharomycetales, Saccharomycetaceae. Bases 1 to 2244 code for a protein of 747 amino acids.